Molecule: messenger RNA, 5875 nt
Organism: Sarcophilus harrisii (Tasmanian devil)
Lineage: Eukaryota; Metazoa; Chordata; Mammalia; Dasyuromorphia; Dasyuridae
Gene: PCYT2
Product: phosphate cytidylyltransferase 2, ethanolamine
Exons: 14
Coding region: 666-1811 (381 amino acids)
Biological process (GO): phosphatidylethanolamine biosynthetic process
Cellular component (GO): cytoplasm
Molecular function (GO): ethanolamine-phosphate cytidylyltransferase activity
Source: RefSeq, a predicted model, not a curated record
GCCUCGUCCUGCGCCGCCGGCCGCCCGUCCCUCGGGAGACAUGUCGCAGCUCCUGCCCGAGGCGGCGGGGCUUUAAACGCCGCGGAGCCCGGUAACUCCGGGACUGCCGGGCCCCGUGGAGCCGGGGAAGCCCCGCAGGCUGGGGCGGACAGUCGGCCGACUCCGCACUUCUCCGCUGGGAGGGGCUGACGGGCCUUCGAGGCUGAGGCGCCCGGCAUCCCGCGGCCCUCAUCGAAGCGCUCCCGGGGCACCUUCGGUUCUUGCGUCCGGUUUCCGUAGCAUAGCCCUUCCUGGAAACGUGCGCCGGGGUUCAGUUCGCGGGGGCUCAACGCACAGAGAGAAAGUCCAGGCUCACGGCUUAUAUUCUCCCAUUCCUCCCUCAGUGCUAUAGCCAACCUUUCCAUAAGCGACUCUUCGCGGCGCGGGCCCCGGGGCCCGAGGAAAGGUCAGGGCCAGCGGCGCCCAUUGGGGAGGAGUUGCGUGUUGGGCUGGGAAAAGGAAGCCGGGUCGUAAGCUAGAACCUGGACUUUUAAAAGAGAAGAGGCAUUUACAAGAUUAAAUUUCUACCGAAAAUCUCAAGAUUAGCCAUUCUUUUAUUGGACAGCUGAUCGUCCUAGGAUUAGGUGGGCUUUGGACCCGUUCCUUACUUAAAAAUCAGCUAUGACAUGGUACAUUAUGGGCAUUCAAACCAGCUUCGUCAGGCACGGGCCAUGGGAGAUUACCUUGUCGUAGGGGUCCACAAUGAUGAGGAGAUUGCCAAGCACAAGGGCCCUCCUGUCUUCACUCAGGAGGAGAGAUACAAGAUGGUCCAGGCCAUCAAGUGGGUGGAUGAGAUUGUGGCUGGUGCUCCUUACGUCACUGCCCUGGAGACUCUGGACAAAUACAACUGUGAUUUCUGUGUUCACGGCAAUGAUAUCACCUUAACUGUGGAUGGGCGGGACACCUAUGAAGAAGUGAAGAAAGCUGGGAGAUACAGAGAAUGUAAACGUACCCAGGGAGUCUCUACUACUGAUCUAGUUGGCCGGAUGCUGCUCAUGACCAAGGCCCAUCAUAGCAGCCGGGAAUUGCCUUCAGAAUACCGGGAGUAUACUGACAGCUUUGGCAAGCCCCUUCACCUAGUACCUGCUGGGGCAGGUAUUUGCCCAGAAGGCUUCUCCCAGUGCCCAAGGAGCCACAGCCCCUGGACCGGAGUGUCACAGUUUUUACAGACAUCUCAAAAGAUCAUCCAGUUUGCCUCUGGAAAGGAGCCAAAACCAGGAGACACCAUCAUUUACGUGGCUGGGGCCUUUGACCUGUUCCAUAUUGGACAUGUGGCUUUUUUGGAGAAGGUUUACCAACUUGCAGAGCGACCAUACAUCAUUGCAGGCUUACAUUUUGACCAGGAGGUGAAUCACUACAAGGGAAAGAACUACCCCAUCAUGAAUGUACAUGAGAGAACACUAAGUGUGCUGGCCUGCAGGUAUGUGGCUGAGGUAGUGAUUGGAGCCCCAUAUGCCGUCACAGCUAACCUCCUUGAUCACUUCAAGGUAGACCUGGUGUGCCACGGGAAGACCGAGGUCAUGCCUGAUAAGGAUGGUUCAGACCCAUACCAGGAACCCAAGAGAAGGGGCAUCUUUCGUCAAAUCGAUAGCGGCAACGACCUCACCACAGACCUCAUUGUACAGAGAAUUAUUAAGAACAGCAGAUUAGAGUAUGAAGCAAGAAAUCAAAAGAAAGAAGCUCGGGAGCUAGCUGUCCUGGAGGCCAUAAAAAAACGAGAGGCAAUGCCCGAAGGGGCAGCGGUGCAGGUGGAGAGCCCCUGUGAGGCCUAGUCCCAAGUGGCUCAAGCAGCACGCCUGUCCCUCCUUCCCCGGCCCCACCCUGUCUUCCUCCUGAGUGGGGGCACUGCCUUUGGCUCUGCUCACCUUCUCUUGCCUUUCUGAUUUUAGAAUUUGUCACACCUACCGUUUUAAUGAAGCUGAGACCCCUUUUUAAUCUAGCCUGACUUGGGAGUAACUUGAAGCCUUGCCCGACUAGGCCAGCAGGGUGCUGCCGGGGGCUGGUGGAAGCGAACUCUCGGUGCUGGGUCUCCUGGGGUGUUUUUAGAAGGUUUGGAUUCUCCAGUAACACUUCCUGCCUAGGCUCUACUGCUCUGACUUCAUAGGAAAACAGGAGGACCUGCCAGCACUCUGAGCAUUUGGAAUCCGAGCCACGAGCAGGCUCUGGCUGCUCUUAAUCCCAGCUUCUCUUCCCUUGGCACUUCCCACCUCCCAGGAAGGGAGAGGAUCACAGUUGCCUGGGGCCUCGCCUGACAUUAAGCACAAUCCUAAUGGGCUUAGGAAACUUGUCUUCCACUGUCCCCCAAGAAGCAGGGUUUUCUCUGCCUGGCCCCCAUCCAGCCUCACUUCUUGACUGGUGUGAGGGGGGAGGGGAGGGUCAGACAUACCCAAAAGGGAAUGAUCCAAAUGGUGGCCUUCCUUCUCCUUAGGAAGGGGAUCCCAUUUCCCUAAACUUUCUUGCUGCUUCAUCCCUUUAUUCUCCUUAUGGUGAGAGUUAUACUCCAAAGCAUCCUGCGUGCGGCCUGAGCUCUAGGACCUUUGGUUUUCACCUGCAACUUUGCUGCCUAGGGCCCCAUAGUCCUCCCCUCAUCCUGCUGCUCCCUGUACAGACUUUGUAUUCUGAUUUUUGUACCAAACUGGCUGUUGUAAAUUUCCUUGUCAGUGGAACUUAAUAAAAUAUGGUGGGGAUACGUGCACUCCCUCUCAGAUAUUAGUCUCUCUUUCAACCCUUGAGGAGAAACAAGGAAAGAAUAUGGUACUGGAGGGAACAGAUGUGCCUUACUCUUGUUUAUCUGCUGGCUUAUAGGAGAGAGUCUUUCCCAAUGCUGAGAUGCCGGUUAUGUAUCUUUGAUGACAGCUCCCCUAGUUAACCACUCAGAAAUGCCAGUCCCCUCAGGGCUCCAUGUCACUCCCCCAGCAGCAUUAAUAAAUGGGGAUGAGGAGAACAAGCCAGUGUGUGCUUUUCAGACCAAAUCUGAUUAAGCUCAAGGCACCAAACUUCCCUUGCCCCUUCAGGGAACUAGAGGAAUCAGAAAACCAUCUUUCUGGCUGUCUUGUUAAACUGAAGAUUAAAACUUUGUUCCCUACUUAUGAGCAAUGCUGAGUUUGUGGGGGGGAGGAUUUAGGUUCUGUUCAUCAUCCCAGGAUCUCUUCUUGUACCUAGCUGUGCGCAGCUCUGGGGCCUGUAGACCUGGGAUCACACUGGAUUUUAGUUUUCUUAGCAAGGAAGUAGGCCUGUACCUGUUGGGUGCCCAAGUAUUUUAGCACUAGACUGUUCCUUUUUGCCCACUGUGGCCAACCCUCAAUUUUCUGUGCUUUCCUCUGAAACUUCAGCAUCCCCAUUUGGUUCAAUACCGUCAUCCCAGCAGUAGUAUGGCUUAGAACCUAUUUUCUUCCCUAAAAUUGAGCGCUGGCCCCCCACAUCUGUGUCGCACUUAGCUGCACCUCUUUUAUUGGGAUGAUUCAGAUCCUUGGGGUUUAGAUUGUUAAAUCUCUGUGGUGUUCUGUUUUCCCACAGAGGAAGUCCUUCCCCUUCCUAGGGUCUUCAGGUAUCUGUAGGCCAAUGCCCCUUACAGGGAGAAUGGAGAGUAUGAAAUAUUCCUGCAUCUCUGUGGUCUUGUGCACCAGAUUGUCGUGGUGUGGAAGGAACUGUGAGAGGACAAAGGGAUGGGACAGGAGGUGCCCACUCUAGCAGAGAGCUUCAGUGGCUACUGCCAAAGAAACUGGCCUGACUGGAUUCUAAAAGUUACCUUCUUCACCUGACUGUGACACCAGUCCAAACUCUAGGGCUAAGUAGUUUCCAGAAGAGGAUUUGACAGUUUAAGUAAUUGUGUCCCUGCUAGUGCUCUUGGCUAAGUUUGUGCUAUCAAGUCCCCUAGGAGCAGAGUUCUCAAGACAAUGUCUCUAGGGACUGUAAUGUAGCAGUGUGGAUAAGAAGAGGUAUUGAGCUACAUCUCAGUUGGAAAGUCAGAAGGGAUCAGUCAGGGACAGGCUCUUUGUCCUCCCAAUCAGUGAUGUACCAGGACUCCAGUACUUAGCUACCUCCAAUCAGCAGCCAGAAGGCUGAACUCCAGGAAUUGCAAGGGGAGGGCUACAUUCAACCCCUACUGCUUCCUUAUUCUUUACAUGAGGUCCAGUCAGGGUGAAAUGGCCAAGAUUUUGAAGUAAUAGCUUCAGUCAAUUGCAUCAAUAUAAUUCAAGUGUUUUUAAUCUGGGAUACAUGGACAUCAAUGGAUAGAUUAAAGGAAAUCUGUGGACUUAGUGGAGAGAAAGUAACUUUUAUUUCACUAUGAUUGGUUUCCUUUUAUUGGUUUGUAUUGUAUUCCUAUGUAUUGAUUUCCUUUGUAUCUACAUGUUUAAAAGCAUUCUGAAACAGUUUACAGAUUUCACCAGAAAGCAUAAGCUAUUUACUGUCAUUGGCAUGGUAGGAAAAGGGUACACUGGGUAAAAGAAAGCAAAAAAGGUGCCUCUAUAUAUGUGUGUAUGUACAUAUUGCAUUUGUUUUAUCAAAUUAUAUCUAUCAUACUAUGACGGGUAAGGGGCCGGAGUUACAGCUUAGAAUUGGAAGUCCUGUUUGUGUGUGUGUGUGUGUGUCUCUCUCUCUCUCUCUCUCUCUCUCUCUCUCUCUCUCUCUCUCUCUGUCUCCCCCCCUCCCUCCAAUAGAGCCAAGACCAAUUCAUUAGGCAAACCAGGGACAUGCUAUAACCUCGUGCCCCGAGGCAGAAAAGCAGUAAAACGAAGAUGAGUGUGGGAGACUCCAAUUUCUGUUCAUAAAUCAAACAAGCAAAAUGAGUUAACACUUGCCACAGGCAGAGUGUUCUCAGCACUCCCUCCCCCAUAUACCAAAUUAAUAUAUUAGCUUCCAAAGUGCCUUCAGGCUUUCAUCCCAUCAAUUAUCUCUUGAUAUGAUGAAAUCCCAGUUCCAAGAUCUAGUCAGAAACUAUUAGUGGGUGCAAAGAUUAUUGUGUUUUUAAAGUACCAUAUAGUUCAUAUAAUGUACCAAGGUUCUUCCUGCACCAGAAUUCCCCCAUUGUUUCAUCUUAUAGCCAGUCUGUGCUGAUCAACUUCCCACUCCCCCCCCACCUUCCUCCCCUCAAAAAAUCCUUAGCCUAGAUUCUCGUUGGAGUCCUAUUUGGCACUGUCUUCCAACUUUCCCUUUCUCUCUAUGAAUUGUUGUGAGACCCAGAAGGAAUUGAAGACACAGUUGGCCAGAAUCCAUAGAGAGAUGGAAUAUGAUCUGGAUUUACUAGAUGAAUUGUAAGACUAUGUGAAGCCCCCUAGUUUACCUGGAGAAAGGAGCUCAUUUCCAAAAUUCAGUUCAAGGGAUUCAAGGGAGUCAAAACUAUUUCAGUCACCUGAAAUAACUGAAUUAAGAUAGGAGUUGAAGACAAGACUAUCCUUCAGUCUAUAGCAAGACCAGAUUCCUUAACACUUUCAUCCUAGUCUUUUCAACCAAAAAUACUAAUCACUCAAGAACUGUGACAAAAAUCUACUUUUGAACAUAGAACUUAUAGAGCUGGGUAUGAGGCAUGGAAACUGAACUCCCACCACCUAAAGUGCACCAAUUUUAAAUGCAUUGAUUCAUUCAACCAACAUAGUGUGUAUCAACUUAUAGGUAAGACACUAGUAUGUCCUGGGAGAGGGAUGAGUGAUACAGUCCUUUCCUAAAGAAUCUGUAGACUUAGGAUGUAAGAGAUCAGCUAUUUAUGUUUUCAUUUAUUUUGGUCUGUCCUGAUCAAUAACAGUAGAAAGUAUUCCCAAUGAGGAAACCCUCCAUCAAUGCAAGUGAGAUAAUAUGUAAAAAACACUUUGUAAACAUUAAAGCACUAUAAAUACUG